Fukomys damarensis (Damara mole-rat) is the source of this 1111-nucleotide messenger RNA. RefSeq names its product chromosome unknown C5orf46 homolog (gene CUNH5orf46). NCBI's taxonomy places the organism in Eukaryota, Metazoa, Chordata, Mammalia, Rodentia, Bathyergidae. Bases 764 to 1108 code for a protein of 114 amino acids. The record is from RefSeq and is a predicted model, not a curated record. The transcript is spliced from 6 exons.
CCCUGGCUGCCACUUUGGCUCUCCUUCCGGGGAGACUGUAGAGUUGGCUGCCCCACUGGGUCCACAUUCUCCAUUUCACACUCUUCCUAAAAACCCGUGGAGCACUCACUGUGCUUAUUCCACAAUCUCUACUUGGCAAAUCACAGUUGUAAGCAAAAAGUAUUCGAGGAGAAAUAAGGCAUGACUCAUUCCUGGGAGGCCUGUAGUUAAUAAAGGUGGCAGUUAUAUAAACAAUGACUUAUGAUUCAGGACAACACAUGGUAUCACAGAGGUGUGUGCGGGUUGAGCCACAGGAGAAGCGAUUAAGUCUGCCAUGGAUUAGAUCAGCAGUGUGGUCAGAAGGAAGCAAUAUUUGAAGAAUGAAUUGAUGAGCCCAGAGUGUCAAGGAGAACAAACAGGAUGAUAGGAGAAGUCAAGGACUAGUGAUUUUCCCAUCCCUCGUGCGGGCACCUGGAAAUUGCUGCUAUCUGGCUUGCUCUCUUGGCUGUCUUUGAUCCUAAUUUAGGCACUACCUUCCCCUCCAGAGAAUAUACGGAAAUCCCCAAAUAAAAACCUCAGCAACUGACAAGAUUUUGAAUUGUUCUACAGCUAGGACACAGACACCAACCCAGCUUGGGGGAACAGAUUCAAACAGCCAUGUGCAUCUUUCUGGACUUGUGAGAAAUACUGGCCCCACUGAAGUCACACACUGAGUGGAGUUCAUGUGCCCCGUGCUCAAACAAUUUGGAUAUACUAAUCCUGAGACAAAGUGGAAACAGGGACUAUGAAUGAAUGCACCAGACAGAUGAAUGAUGUGGACCAGAACGUCCUCCAGAGACGGAUGAGAAAUGAAGAGGCCUAUGAGAGAAUCAGAGAUCCAGAUGAACUUGUGGACAGUACCACAAGAAUGGCUUUCUCGGUACUUCGGCUCACAGUCAUACUGGGACUGCUUGUCUUAAUACUGACCUGCCAUGCAGAUGACAAACCAGAGGAAACACCAGUAGAGAAACCAGCUAAUUCAGAAAUAAAGCCUGACACAGACAUCCCCAAAUUCCUAAACCUCCUGGGCACAGAGAUCAUUGAGAACGCAGUUGAAUUCAUCCUUCGCUCUAUGACCAGGGGAUCGUAAGCA